AACGGUUCUCUGCUGUCAAAAGUGACAGCACUUCAAAGUGUAGAACUUGACAAAUCUAAAAAUUUUAAAUAAUAGGACUAGGAUGUGUCUACACGCUGUACGCGAGUGGCUGGUGCUGCUGACCAUGGAGAAGUACGCCGCUAAAUUCCUGGAACGGGGCUACGACAGCAUUUCCCGCUGCAAGUUAAUUAUUGCCAGUGAUCUAGUCAUGAUGGGAGUGGAUAAUCCUGCCCACAGAAAGCUCCUGCUCGAUGGAGUCCAGUUCCUGAUCAACGCACCCGAAAAAUUCAUCUGCACGGAGCCUUGUGAGCUGCACAAUCAUGUCGAGCUGAAAUUGGAUCCGGAUGUUGAAUAUGCUUCGUUGAAGAGCUUGGAAAGUCUCGAUUUCCCAAAAGCACCUGUUGCGAAUUGGCUAGCAUCCCCGCCAAAGAUGUACAAAAGGGGCUUAACUUGGAGCUUUUGCGACUUGAAUGUCAAAAAUGUGGAUCAGUUUACUUCUGAUAAUGUAACUAGCGAAAUACAAACAAGUUAAACAAAUAA
Molecule: messenger RNA, 540 nt
Organism: Drosophila yakuba
Lineage: Eukaryota; Metazoa; Arthropoda; Insecta; Diptera; Drosophilidae
Exons: 1
Coding region: 83-532 (149 amino acids)
Molecular function (GO): protein binding
Source: RefSeq, a predicted model, not a curated record